UAGGCGAGGCAAAUGACUUUAAAGUCAUUUGCUUCUGUAGGGUAAUCCCUUAUGUUAAAAUGAACAUGGAGACGGGACGUCAGUCCGCCAUUUUGUUCCAAUACCCAUUUCACGUGCGCCGCACGCCAUUUUUUUUUACGGAACUUCACGGAAGCCGAGACUCUCAAGAGACGAGCGAUCUUAAGGGGGUUGGGGGGUUUCACAAAGCGAAAUGAACGGCGAAUUGUAUCCGAGCAUGCGCAGUUUUGUUUGUUUUGUUUUUGCAUCGAAAUAUUCGCUUCGCUGAAAAGUAGAAAUGAUACGCAAUCCACGAUGUUAGGUGUCCUGAUUCCAGUACUGUACUUACAGAAGUAAAACCUCACCUAAAACCAAUGAUAAACCUUUAACAGAUAACAAUGACAUAGCUAAUGCCUUUAACAACUUUUUCAGUACAAUUGAAAGUGAUAUUCAAAAUAAAAUUCCAACAUAGGUAAUUUUAAGACCUACAUUAAAAGUCUUAACCCUUCUUCCUUUUUCUUUAAACCUGCAACACAAGAUGAAAUGCUUAAAACUUUCAAUCUCCAAAAUCAUUCUAAAAGUACUGGUGACUGUAGCAUUCCUAGACAAAUCUUUAAAUGUGUACCACAAAGUCUCUCUUUUAUCCUAACCUCAAUUAUAAAUCUCACUUUUGAAACUGGAAUUUUUCAUAAUUCUCCUAAAACAGUUAAAGCUAUACCUAUUUUUAAAAACAAAGGUUCCAAUCAAGACAUUAACAACUAUCAACCACUAUCCUUGUUAUCAAAUAUUAACAAAAUUUUUGAAAAGCUUGUUCAUGCAAGACUUUCUUCUUUUUUGACUAAAUACUAUAUUAUUUCUGGAUGUCAAUUUGGGUUAUAAAAAAACACUCUACCUCGCUCUCAUUGAUCGCUCUAACUGAAGAGAUCAGGAGUGCCCUUGAUUAUAGUUUGUUUUCCUGUGGUGUUUUCAUAGACCUACAAAAGGCCUUUGAUACAGUAGACCACAAAAUUUUGCUUAGAAAACUUGAGCUUUAUGGUUUUAGAGGUGUAUCUAACCAUUGGUUCAUGCCUUAUCUUUCUAAUCGUAAUCAAUAUGUAAGGUAUAAAGACUCAAGCUCUUCUCUUAAAGCAAUUAACAUCGGUGUACCUCAAGGCUCUGUAUUAAGACUCUUUAUUUUAUAUAUGAAUGAUCUUUGUAAUGCAAUCAUCUACAGUAAAGCGUCACUUUUUGCUGAUGAUACUAGCAUUUUAUAUUCUGAUUUAUCUGUCAGAAGAAUUCAAAAACGUGUUAACAUUGACCUAAAACUUCUUUUUAAGUGGUUGUGUGCUAAUAGGAUUUCCUCGAAUAUUGCUAAAACUGAGGUUCUUCUGUUUAGAAACCGAAAAAAAUUACCUGAAUUUUUCCCUAGACUGAAAUUGAAUGCUUUUAUAAUCAAUGACAAGUAGGAAGGAAUAAAAAAAAUAAAGCAGCUAUGUUUACUUUCAUGUUUCUGAUAUGCUGGUGUAAGGAGCUUUUUAUGAAAAAGCAUCAAAUUAGUGCUAAUAACAAUGUUUACGAAACAACCGACAGUGGAACAGAGUGUAAAACCAACACUGAAACAAUUACAUGUGCAGGGACGGUACAGAGUAGUUUAAAGUUUGGUAACAUUGAAGCUGUUGUAAAUGAACAAGCUAUUACUCAAGACUUAAAUGAUGAAGAGUGUGGUUAUCAGAACAAUACAGAUUGUAAUUUCAAUUUGCAGUUUGAAGGUGGAAAAACAACAUUGCACCAUCUUGUUACCCUGGCAUCAAAAACCGAACAAAAAGAUGUUGUGAAAAGUUUUCGAAGGAUAGUAUCACAACACACAGUCGAUGUUAACAUUCAGGAUGAUUACAAGCAAACUCCAUUACAUAUUGCCUGUAUAAAUUUAAAGGACGACCUGAAGGGUGAUAUUAAAUCAAUGAUAGAAAUAUUGGUAAAUAGUGGGCAGGUAGAUAUUAAUCUGCAAGACAUUGAUGGACGGACCCCACUCCAUCUUGCUGUAAAACAUGCUUGGCCUUUGACAAAUGAUAAAGUUGAGAUAAUUAGUAAAUUAGUGAACAUGAAUAGUUGCGAUGUUAACAUUGUUGAUAAGUUUAAUAAAACUCCACUACAUUAUACUGUUUUUAAAACCUGCAAGUUUGACAUUAUAAAAUGCUUAGUAAGAAAAGAUGUUAACUUGGAUAUAAAAGACGAGUCAGGGUUUACUGUAUUACAUUAUGCUGCAAUGAAAGCUAACAGGGGCGAAGUACUAAAGUUUCUGUUAAAAAGAAACAAAGUUGAUGUGAAUAUCAGGGACAAUAGUGGCAAAACCUGUUUACAUAUAGCUACUUCUAGAUCGACAAAAGAGGCGAUUGUUGAUGAACUUUUAAGUUCUCCAAUUGAUAUAAAUGCCAAGGAUAAGUGUGGCAAGACUGCAUUUCAUUAUGUGUGUAGCAAAAAGAACAAAGCAAAAAUGAUGAAUAAGUUUCUUGAACAUAAAAAUAUAGAUGUUAAUAUAAAAGACAACGACAAUAAGACUGCAUUACACUAUGUUGCCAAAUUUGCAGAAAAUACUGAAGCUUUGAAAGUUCUACUAAAUCACCCUGGCAUUCAGUUAUUUGAAAAAGAUGAGACAAAAAAAACACCACUGCAUUAUUGUUCUAUGAUAAGAGCACCUGAGAUGUUGUUGUUAUUGCUAGAUUUACCAGGAAUUGAUGUGACUGUUACUGAUGACGCUGGAAGGACUGCCCUUCAUUAUUGUGCUGUAGUUGGAGCUGACCUAAAUAUUGUGGACAAGCUGACUGCAUUAGAUUCUAACAUAUUAAUGCUCAGAGAUAACAAAGGGGAUUUGGCAUUAGACAUUUCAAAGCGCCACAAACAUGAAAUGUUAACCAACUUUUUGAUCGAAAAGUCCCCAGCAAUGAUCACCAGACACAUAUCAAUCGAUCAAGCUGAAAUUAUGGAUAUACUCAAUGAUCAUGAUAAUUCUUUGUUAAAAGAGAUCCUUGUUAAAAAAAGAGACAAACUAAAAGAUGUUGAUCAAAGCGGGAAAACAAUUAUACAUCUCAUCGCAUCAUCACCUUUCGCUAAACAUAGAGUAGAGGCAUUGGAACUAAUUCUGAACUCAAAACUUGUCGAGAUUAAUGCUCAAGAUUGUGAUGGGCGUACUGCCUUGCAUUACGCUGUCAAAAAAACUGAAAAGAUUGAAAUUGUGAAAUGCCUGUUAAAAUUUAAAACCAUAAUUGAUGUUAACAUUUUAGAUAACAAAAGAAAAUCUGCCAUCAUGUUUGCAUGUGCAGAAGCGCUAGAAUGUUUGCUAUCAAGAGGUGCUAGUGUUGACAUGGUUGAUAACCUUGGAAGAACAGUGCUUCAUUAUUGUUGCAAAGCUGGGCAUUCUGUUGAAACUGUUAAGUCUGUAUUAGAACACAAGGAUAUGGAUGAUGACCUAAAGACCCGUUUAGAUAAAGACGGCAGCACAGCGUUUUAUCUUGCACAGAAUAAUGAUCAUAAGCACAUCACAUCACUUUUGCAAGAGUAUGGAUUAGGAUAUGCUGAUGAGCUUACUGUUAGUCAUUUAACGCACACUGAUAUUGAGAAAUUAAAUGUUCUUAAAACACAAGUAUUGGAUCAAUUCUGCUGGGAGAAGCUGUGUUGUGCCUUAGUGCAGAGAGACCAUGUAAAGAUCACAGAUGAAGAAAUAGAUCUUUUAAAAUACCCAGGGUGUCGAGCGAUGGGACAAGCUUUGAUAGAUCAUCUUUUAAUUACUCAGCCUGAUUUUACAACUACAGAUUUACUUAAUAUUGCUAAAAAAAACAAGCGGGAGGAUAUCUGUUCAGUGCUAAACAACGUGCCAACGCUAACUUUGAAUCAAAUUGACAAUGAUAUGAAAUUUCGAUUAAGUAUACUUUGUAGUCGACAAACGACAGUAGCAAAUUGUGAAGUUCUUGCUGAAUGUUGUGGUUGUAGUGAGUCUGAAAUAAAUAACAUCACCACUGCACGCUAUGCAGCUCCCGAACAGAAAAGCUCUGUACAAGAAAUGUUCAAAGUCAUCAAAACGUCAAAUUCUUCUUUGAAAUUAAAAGAUCUUCAUGGUAUUCUACAGGACACUAAACUGAACAAUGCUGCACAAAUCCUGAUGAAAAUUAUAAAAGAAAAGGAAGGUCGAAUUAGACGCAAUAAUUUCUUUUCUUAUGAUGAAAUAGCAUUUUACUCAAUUUUCUUAGUACAUAAAAGAUCUAAAAAUUAUUUUCGCAAAAUAAUGAAUAUUAUGUGUAAUAAGGACCUAUUAAUGCACGACGUUGUGUUUGCAGUUUAUGUCACUCUCAAUUUCUGUAAGAAGGGUUCAUUAAAUACUUUCUCAAUUAUUAUCUUCCCAAGUUAUUUAUUUAUUUCGACCGUUGUUGCAUUUUUUAUCACUACUAUUGUUCAUUUAUACGAUUACUGUUAUUAUAAUUAUGUCAUGUUAUUGCAUUUAUAUAUUUGUAUAAAUUCUCGUAGAAAAAUAAGGAAGAAAAGUACUAGACUGGUUACACAUAAGAAUGCGUUCAAUAUGUCAGGAUAUGUUAUCAUUUCUACAAACAUUUUAAUAGACAGUGUUAAGAAUCAGAAAAAGGAAAGCGUUUUAAAUAAAGAGGAUAAAGUUAUUCAGACCAUAAAGCUGCUUUUAAAAAAAGACCAAAAGGAAGGGUACAAAACUAUACAACAUAACAUCGAUGACAUUGUCCACUCUGAAGAAGGAUUUGGUCAUGUGUCAGAUCGCAACGAAAUAUCUUUGCUGCAUGCAUUAGUAAUAUGCAGCUGGUUAACUUACUACGAGAAAACCUUACUGUUAGAUAAAGUUUUGAAAGUGAAGGAUGUUAAUAUAAAUUGCAGAGACAACCAAGAUAGAACACCCUUGCACUAUGCACUAUCGAAAAGAGAAAAUACAAAGAAAUCUGAGCAUCAAAAGUACACGUUGGUGAGACGUUUGUUAAAUGUCCCCGAUAUCGACGUUACAAUCAAAGAUAAGAAAGGCUUGACGCCUCUCCUUAUUGCAGCCAAAACAAUGAAUAACAUAUCCUUCGAAAAGGUCCUACUGUUUGAAGGUUUACUAGACGUAUUAUUUGAUAAUCUGCGCCAGGGAAAAGAUAUAGAUAUUAAUGCUGUUGAUGAAGAUGGUAAGUCUGUGUUGCAUCAUAUAUUAGGAAAGUUUAACAAAAAAACAAACGGUAAACUUGCGUUUACUGCUAUGUUAAAGCUCUUGUUGCGUUAUAACGAUAACACCAUUUCUGAGAAAAAAGAAAAACUUUCACAAAUAGAAGAAAAACUAAAAAAGCUUAGAAAAAAUCCGCAAAUAAAAACUGCAAACUUAAAAAGCAAACGCGAAAAAACAACAGAAUUCAUGAAACAGCUUGAGUUACUAAAAAAUACCAUUGAUGUUAACCUAAAAGAUAAAUCUGGAAAAACACCAUUAAUUACUGCGGCUCAAUGGCAAAACGAAGCAGCCGUGAAAGAAAUUGUUCGACAUAAGAAUGUGAACUUGAAUAUUCAGGACAAGGCUGGUAAAACUGCUCUGCAUUAUUGUUCACUUGAAAAAGAUAACACGAUUUUCAAUAUCUUGUUAAAGAAGAACUCUUUGGAUGUGUCUUUACAAGACCAAUACGGUAAAACAGCUCUUCACAACUGCAUUGAAGCUGGUACAUCAAUUCGCUAUAUUAGAGAUCUGUUACAAUAUGGAUCAAAAGUUAUCAUGCUUAAAGAUGAUAACAACGAGUCUUCAUUAAGUUUAGCCAAAAGAAAGAAGAAGGAAGAAGUCAUAAAAUUAUUUGAAGAAAGACAUGGACAAAAAAGUCAUUCACAAGAAACCAACGAAUUUGACUGCAUCACGAGAACAGUCGAAGAAGACAAUAUUGAAAUGUUGAAUCAAGUCUGUGAAAAUGAAAAAGAUAUAUUGGCACUGAAAGAUAAAGAGGAUAAACACUGUUUGCAUCACAUAGCAAACAUGCAUUUGAGAGAUCACCAUGAAAAUAUCGUUAGCCGUUUGUUGGAGAGAUUUAAUCAAACGCCUGGAAUUGACAUAAACGAUGUUGAUAAAAAUGCCAGAAAAACAGCUCUUCACUACGCUGCCGUGUUUGAAGAAGGAGAAUCAACAUGCUUCAUCGACAUGCUUAUAAAACAUAAUAUAAGCGUCAACGCUUUAGAUCACAAACACAAGACUGCGCUACAUUAUGCAUGCCAAAGCAAUGGAAGAUUUCACAACGCCAUGGCAUUGCUAAAACAUAACAAUAUAAAUGUAGAUAUUGUUGAUGAUUUAAAGAAAACGCCUCUUCAUCAUGCGCUUGAAAAUAACUGUCACGCGGACUUGAUUCUUGAGUUGGUAAAGAAGACUGGUAAAGAUGAAAUCAACCUCCAGAAUACCGAAGCAAAAGUGGCGUUGCAUUAUGCUGCUGAACGGAAACAAAAUGGCGCUGAUUUAAUAAUUGACGAAAUGUUAAAAAGAGCUGAUAUUGCUCCAAACGUACGAGAUGGUACUGGGAAAACAGUAUUACAUCACGCUUUGAGAUUUGAGAAACCUAUAAAAGAAGUUGUCACAAGGUUUUUGGCUGAUGACAGAAUAAAGAUGGAUCUUGGUGAUAAUGAAGGAAAGACUAUCUUGCAUUACUGUGGAAUUAUGGGACAUUCUGUGCAGAUAAUAGAGAAGAUCUUAGCCCGUUACGAUGGUGAUAAAAUGUUUUGGAAGCAAGAGGACAAAACUAAAAAAACAGCUCUCGAUUAUGCUUGUCUGAAUAAACAUUAUCAUGUCAUAGAAUUUUUGAAAACAAGAAUGGGCGAAAAAACAGCACCAAAUGUUACUCUGAACGUGGAGGAGUUGACAUUUAAAGAUAUGAAUAAACUGCGUGGUCUGAAUGGCAAGCUUUUUGGUAAUUACUGCUGGAAGAGUCUGUGUGACUGGUUAAGAAUUAACGAUCAAGUCAAGUUUGACGAAUAUCACAUAAUUGCUCUUGGCAACCCAGAAUAUGUUUACCUGGGUAAUGCUUUAUUUGAGAACUUGAAAGCAAGUAACCCUACCCUGUCUACCAAGAAGUUUGCUGAAGUCGCGAGCGAACAUGGACGAAACGAAAUCGGCGAUCUUUUGAAAGAUUUUCCCAAUGUAUAUCUUAAGGAUCUACCUUAUGAUGUUAAAUUUCGAGUAGGAAUCUUAUGUUGUAAUUCGUCAGAUUGGAAAAUAAUAGCAGAAGAUUGUGAUCUGACAAUGGAAAAAAUAGCUGCUAUUCAAAAUGGCUAUAACCGUUCAGACACUUCUUCCACAGACGAAAUGUUCAACGCGAUUAAAAUGUUUAGCCCUCGUUUAAGUCUUGAUGUCUUGAAUGAAGGUCUCCGUAAAAUCAACCUUGUCAAAAUUGCUGAGAUUAUAAGUAAUAUAAUUGAAGAAAAAAAAGGAAGACAUAUUUCAAAGUAGAUUUUAGCCAUCAUGCUGGAAUAGUGGGUUCCACAAUGUGUCAAUUAUCUUUUGUAACCUGUUAAAUGUAACAUCGAAAUUAAAGAAUUGAUGUUCAAUUUGAUACGAUGUUUAUUAAUACAUGAUCAAUGUAUUUUUUUUGUGUGUGUGUGUGUAAUGCGUAUGAUAUAAGGAAAGAGUAGCUGGCUGCUCUUUAUGUGUUUUACUGCUGUAUAAAUGCUUAGUUUUGGUAGGGUUAGUUUAUCGGUAAAAAAGGUCGACUAAAAAAGUUAGCAAAAAGAGUCACCUACACAGAAUUUAUUUACUGAUUAAUUUUACCAACAUUGUCACUUUUGAGGACUAACUUUUAGAAAAAAUAAUAGAAAACAAUUUGUUUUCAAAACAAACACUAUGUGAAAGAAGAAUAGAUACUAAAUAUCAUACUUGCAAAGGGAAUUAGCAAAUCUUAACAAUUUUAAUUGUGAACUUGAAAUUUCCUAAUUUCGUAUGAUCUUAAAUUUUAAAACACAUCGGUUUUUAAUGCCCUAAAAAGAAAAAGAAAAAGCGGUAAAAAAUAAUGUCAGUAAAAACGAUGUCGGCAAAAAAAGUUGGAUAGAUAUUUUGGGUAGUAAAUAAUAUUAGUUGCUUUUAACGACUUUUUGUUACUGAUAAGCGACGUAAGUUGUUGAUAAUGUUAUUUUUAAUUGCACAAUUUUUUAAUGAUUUUGUAUUUAAUAUCUUCUGUGGCUGUGAAUAUGAUUGUUGCAGUUUUCAUGCUUUUAUCGGCACGGUGUUUGUUCUAUGUGAUCACGUGUUUUUUUAUAAGAAACACGGUUUUAGAAACAGGAGGCUCAAAUUACCAUUAUUUUAAGACAGGCUAAGUUAGCAGCAUCAUUUUUGUGAUUAAAUAAUAAAGUCUAGUACUAAACAAUAAGUACAUGUAUAGUAAUUUAACUGUGAGAUAUUGUGUGGACUGAUGUUGUGAAAGAUAUUUUGAACACAAUCACCCUUGUCUAUUUUCAUCUUUUUUUUUCUUUUUUUUUUUGAGCUAUCAUCUUUUUAAACUACAAGUGAACACAAAAACGUUCCCUGUGGGAAAUUAAAAAUAAUAAUUUUAAAGAAACAUUUCUAGAUAAAAAAAUAAAAAUAUCAAGAAACAGUCAGACUCAACUCAAAUUUCAUGUUUCUUAUAAAAAACGACGUGUAUUUCUUUUAGCGUUAUAUUUAUACUAAAGUACAACAUUUUGUACCUAGCUAAUCUCUUUCUUCAAAUUAUUUAAUGAAAAAUUGCCGAAAAAGUUCCGUAUUCAUUAUUUCUGUAUUGUUUUGUUUUACCGUUUUGUAGAUUUUAGAAUUAGUUUUUUAGAUUUUGUAUUAUUGUGAAUUUUUUAGUAAAGUCAAUGUUUAUUUCAAUCAAGUUGUAAAUCCCUUUUCUUCAGGCUGAAUAAGUUGUUUUUUAUUUCAGUAA
Molecule: messenger RNA, 8882 nt
Organism: Hydractinia symbiolongicarpus
Lineage: Eukaryota; Metazoa; Cnidaria; Hydrozoa; Anthoathecata; Hydractiniidae
Exons: 12
Coding region: 1469-7435 (1988 amino acids)
Biological process (GO): signal transduction
Molecular function (GO): protein binding
Source: RefSeq, a predicted model, not a curated record